AUGCAGAAGCUCCGCGAUUGGUAUACCCGCAAGACCCCCGUCGAACUAUGGCUGGAGCUCCUCCGCCAUGCCGAAGCAUUCGAGGAUUGGGAAGAGGCCGCCCUGCACCUCGACAACCUGCUUGGAUUGGACUUGUGGAGAAAUAACCCAACGUCAAAAUACUACGAUUACCGUCUGAUCAACGAGCGUCUCAACUCUCUAAUCACUGCCAGGGAGGAUGGCAACCUUAAUGCGCUGGUCAACCUCCUUCGCUCCGGCCUGGUGCGGAAUCUGGGCAACAUCACCUCGCCUACCCUGUAUAACCGAUCCUUCGCCGGCACCAAGUAUCUGAUCGAAGAAUACAUCACCCAAAUCGCCGAGGCGGUCGAAGACAUCACUCAUUUGCCGACCACCCCGCCCUCCGACGGCAAUGGCGCCCCCAUCGGGUUGACAAACCAGAUGAAGUUGGAUUUCAUCCACGAUACUAGACAAGCUUUUGGCAGGAGCACCCUCGUCCUGCAAGGCGGUGCGAUAUUCGGAGUUUGUCAUCUGGGAGUUGUGAAAGCGCUGUUUCUUCGGGGGUUGUUGCCGCGCAUUAUUACUGGUACUGCUACGGGCGCCCUGAUCGCAGCUCUGGUCGCCAUUCACACCGAAGAGGAACUUCCGCACGUGCUCAAAGGAGAGGGCAUCGACUUGUCCGCCUUUUCUGGGAAGUCAAAGUCUGAGAAGGGGCCGCCAAAGGAACAGUCUUAUGCAACGAGGUGGAGCACUCUGUUAAGACGGAUUAGGAGGUUCUCUCGGGAGGGUUACUUCCUCGACGUUAAAGUUCUUGAGGAGUGUGUGCGAGCUAACGUCGGCGACUUGACGUUCGAGGAGGCGUAUAACCGGAGCAAGAGAGUACUCAAUAUUACAGUUGCAACGGCUGGACAGGGCGGCGUGCCAACGCUGCUCAACUACCUGACAGCACCGAAUGUGGUCACUUAUCUGGACCGCGGCAGUGGCAUCCAAUGCCUCCUCGGCUAG
This is a messenger RNA of Colletotrichum chrysophilum, 1002 nucleotides long. RefSeq lists its product as uncharacterized. Gene Ontology annotation, biological process: lipid metabolic process. The transcript is spliced from 3 exons. The record is from RefSeq and is a predicted model, not a curated record. NCBI's taxonomy places the organism in Eukaryota, Fungi, Ascomycota, Sordariomycetes, Glomerellales, Glomerellaceae. Bases 1 to 1002 code for a protein of 333 amino acids. Gene Ontology annotation, molecular function: triacylglycerol lipase activity.